AUGUCCAACGUGCACCUCUCCGGCGCCGCCGCCCUGGAGCGCCUCUCCGCCCGGAGAGCCCUGGCCGGGAACGGCCGCAGCCCCGUCUGCAGGAGCCUCUUCGGACCGGUGGACCACGAGGAACUGGGCCGGGAGCUGCGGGAGCGCCUGCGGGAGAUGGGGGAGGACGACCAGCGCCGCUGGGACUACAACUUCCAGACCGACACGCCGCUGCCGGGGCCCGGCCGCCUGCGCUGGGAGGAGGUGGAGGCCGGCGCCGUGCCCGCUUUCUACCGGGAGACUCUGCAGGUGGGACGGUGCCGCGUCCCCCUCCUCCAGGCGCCCCCUUCCCCGCCGCCACCCCCCGCCGCCGGGAAGGGGCCCGGGGGGCGCUUAAGCCGGGAGAACCGCGCCGCGCCCCGCCGCCGCGGCAUGCGGCCCCGCCGGAGGGGCCCGACGGCCCGCAUCACAGAUUUCUUCGCGAGGAGAAAAAGGCCGGCGGAGCCCAAGGCGGCGGCGGAGCGUCCAGCCGGCUGCCCGCCGCCCCCCGCCGCCGUGCCGGCUGAGCAGACCCCCCGCAAGCGGCUCCGGUGAGCCAGACUUUUGCACUACUGCACCCACGGGAGAGGCGCGCCGCCCCCGGAGGCGCGGCGCCCCGGAGGCACGGGGGGCCGGGGCGGGCGGCGUUGCGAGGUGGGACCCCCUCCGUGCCCGCCCGGACCGGGAGCGGGAGCUGGAGCCGGAGCGAAGCCGGAGCGCCUGCCCACCGGCCGCGCACGGAGCAGUGUUAAAAGUACAGCUGUGCAAUGUAUGACGUUCUGUAUAGAAAUGUAUUAUGCCUAAUGUUGAGUACACUGGCCAGAAGUGUAAAGCUUUAAAAAGUCAUUUAUAAGAAAUGUUUAAUCUCUGCUGAGCUCUCAGUGCAAAAAAAGAAAAAAGGAAAAAUGAAAAAAACAAGUGUAUAUUUGUACAAAACUUUUUUUAAGAGUUAUACUAACUUAUAUUUUCUAUUUAUGUCAGAAACGUGGAUAACUUGACAUCCAAUAGUCUUUUUUUUUUUCUUUUGGUUAAGCCAAAGGGCACUAUAUUUGCUUUUGUUAUUUACAAAAUGUAAAUUUAUUUUUAUAGUGGAUUUUUUUUUUUUUUGGCAUUCAUAAGAUGUAGCUAUGAAUCAAAAUAUUUUUUAGACUUUACUUGAAGACAAAUCUGUUUCAAUGGGUCCUGAGCCGGUCUGUACCACUGCCAUUGCAAAUAAUGCCACAACUUCAAUAAUAAAUAAAAUAAAAGGAAACGCC
Pseudopipra pipra is the source of this 1274-nucleotide messenger RNA. It is a transcript of the gene CDKN1C, whose product is annotated as cyclin dependent kinase inhibitor 1C. Gene Ontology annotation, molecular function: cyclin-dependent protein serine/threonine kinase inhibitor activity. The transcript is spliced from 3 exons. The coding region runs from base 1 to 573 and encodes 190 amino acids. Gene Ontology annotation, biological process: negative regulation of cyclin-dependent protein serine/threonine kinase activity; negative regulation of mitotic cell cycle. NCBI's taxonomy places the organism in Eukaryota, Metazoa, Chordata, Aves, Passeriformes, Pipridae. The record is from RefSeq and is a predicted model, not a curated record. Gene Ontology annotation, cellular component: nucleus.